This is a messenger RNA of Mastomys coucha (southern multimammate mouse), 10595 nucleotides long. RefSeq names its product ArfGAP with GTPase domain, ankyrin repeat and PH domain 1 (gene Agap1). Lineage: Eukaryota; Metazoa; Chordata; Mammalia; Rodentia; Muridae. Gene Ontology annotation, cellular component: nucleus. The transcript has 20 exons. The record is from RefSeq and is a predicted model, not a curated record. The coding region runs from base 805 to 4233 and encodes 1142 amino acids. Gene Ontology annotation, molecular function: GTPase activity; GTPase activator activity; GTP binding.
GCCUCAGCCUCGUGGGGGUACUUUCCCAGCAAGGCAUUUGAGUUUCAUUUUCUAAGCUUCACGGAGAUAGCUGAGGCCUCAGAUGACCUUGCAGCAGGUCCUGGAGAGAGCAGUAUAGGUUUACUGCUAGGAGCUGAUCCGCUCCGCGCGGGGGAUCCACCCCAGCGCUUGGGCCUGCCCUCCGCCGCGCUCGCCGCCGCCUCCGCGCUCCCGGGACCUGCAGGCCCCGCUGGGCGCGCGGCCCGCAGUCUCCGCACGUCGGCCUCCGCCCGCCCGCCCCGCCCCGCCCCGGCGCGCAUUUCCAUUUUAAACCGCCGCCCGCCCGCCCCUCGACCGACCGCGGCCGGCGCAGCUACUCGCGCGUCCCGGAGCCUCGGGAGUGGCGGAGGCUGCCGCACCGCCGAGCUGUGCAGAAAACAGCCCUGGGAUGUGCUUGGGCCCGGUGCACUAGACAAUGAAGCCGCGGGCGCUGCCUCCCGCCGCGGGCCCUGCGCACCCAGGCCGCACCUGCCGGCGAGGCGGGUUCCGUGCCUGAGCGCCCGCCCGGCCCCCCAUGGCUCGGCUCCCCGGGCGCGGACCCCGGCAGUCGAGCCGCGUGGCACGCGGACGGGCGGACUCCAGGGGCGCUGUUCCCGAAGCUUGAGCGCGGGCCUCGCUGCGCGCGGGGGGCGUGGGCGCCGCUCCCUGCCCGCUCGGGCUCUGCACCUGGCCAGUUCUGCGUCCAAGGCGCGCGUUCCGGCGGCCGGCGGCGCUGGAUGCCGCCGGGCCUCGGAGGGCGGCGCGGCGGCCGCGGCCCCUGGGGACAUGUACCUGCUGGACGGCAGCGGCGAACCCGCGUCUUCGCCCGCGGACACGAUGUCGCGCGGGACGCCCCCCAGGAAGACCGUCUACCGCAUCUCGGUGACCAUGGUCAGGAAGGAGCAGCUGGCCGCUCCGGCUCCGCGUCCUACUCGGCGGCCUCGGCCCGCGCGCUCCCCGGAGGCGCCCGGGCGGCUGGAGGAGGAGGCCGAGGAGGCGGCGGCUGAGGAUCCUGAGAUCGGGCCGCGCGCCUGGGACUUCCGCGCCUUUCGCACACGCAGCACCGGGCAGCUGGAGCUCGGGCGGCUGCGGCCGUGCGCACGCGGCGCGGAGCCCGCGGACCUGAUGGACAGCCCCACGGCUGAGGGGCCCAGCAGUCCAGAUGGGGAGGAGGCUCGGGCCGCGCCCCUGCGGCGGAGCCUCAGCUUUAGGCACUGGAGCGAGCCCGAGGCGCCGCGGAGCCCUGCGUUGAGCAGCGGGAGGCGCCACAGCAGCUCCGGAAGCCUGGCAUGGGCGCCGGACGACGAGGUCGAGGAGGACGUCGUCAGGGAGCCGGUGGCCGGAGCGCAGCCGGCGGCCGAGAAGCGCAACACCUUGGACGUGGGCGAGGUGCUCAGUAAGAACGAUGCGCUCUCAGACCUGGAGCGCUGGGAGCGCAGCAAGAGCAAGAACCGCACGCUGGACAACAGCGACCUGCAGCGGCUGGAGCGCGCGCGGGCCGCGGCUGCCGGCCCUGGGGCCGCCUCGGAGCACCGGCUGCUGCGUUUCUUCAGUGGCAUCUUCGCGCGCAGGGACGGCGGGCCCUCACCCCGCAGUGGCGCCCUGCGCUCGCGCGGUUACUUCAGCCUGCGGCGGACCCCGGCCGACACGCACUCGUCCAGCGCCGAGAGCAUCGAGGGGUCCCCGCGCAGAGAUGCUUUUGUGAACAGCCAGGAAUGGACACUCAGCCGAUCGGUACCGGAGCUCAAAGUGGGAAUUGUGGGUAACCUGGCCAGUGGCAAGUCUGCGCUGGUGCACCGGUACCUGACAGGCACCUACGUGCAGGAGGAGUCUCCAGAAGAUAUGGACGCAGGUGGCAGGUUCAAGAAGGAGAUUGUUGUUGAUGGACAGAGUUAUCUGCUGCUGAUUAGGGAUGAAGGGGGCCCCCCGGAGGCACAGUUUGCCAUGUGGGUGGACGCGGUCAUCUUCGUCUUCAGCUUGGAGGAUGAGAUCAGUUUCCAGACCGUCUACCAUUACUACAGCCGAAUGGCCAACUACAGGAACACCAGUGAGAUCCCAUUAGUGCUGGUGGGGACCCAGGAUGCCAUAAGCUCUACCAACCCGAGGGUUAUCGAUGACGUCAGGGCCCGGAAGCUCUCCAAUGACCUGAAGCGGUGCACGUACUAUGAGACAUGCGCCACCUAUGGGCUCAACGUGGAGCGGGUCUUCCAGGAUGUUGCUCAGAAGGUGGUUGCCACGAGGAAGAAGCAGCAGCUGUCCAUCGGCCCCUGCAAGUCCUUACCCAACUCUCCAAGCCACUCCUCUGUGUGUUCUGCCCAAGUGUCCGCGGUACACAUCAGCCAGACAAGUAAUGGAGGUGGGAGUUUAAGUGACUACUCGUCCUCUGUCCCUUCGACCCCGAGCACCAGCCAGAAGGAGCUUCGGAUCGACGUCCCUCCCACUGCCAACACUCCAACACCUGUGCGGAAGCAGUCCAAGCGCAGGUCCAACCUGUUCACAUCUAGGAAAGGGAGCGACCCAGACAAAGAGAAGAAAGGCCUGGAGAGCCGUGCGGACAGCAUUGGGAGCGGGCGAGCCAUCCCAAUUAAACAGGGCAUGCUGCUAAAACGAAGUGGCAAGUCACUGAACAAAGAAUGGAAAAAGAAGUACGUCACCCUGUGCGACAACGGCGUACUGACCUACCACCCCAGUUUACAUGAUUACAUGCAGAACGUCCACGGCAAAGAGAUAGACCUUUUGAGAACCACUGUGAAGGUGCCGGGGAAGAGGCCGCCCCGAGCCACGUCGGCCUGCGCACCGAUCUCCAGUCCCAAAACCAACGGCCUGGCCAAGGACAUGAGCAGUUUACACAUCUCACCAAAUUCAGGGAAUGUCACUAGUGCGUCUGGGUCUCAGAUGGCAAGCGGCAUCAGCCUGGUCUCCUUCAACAGCCGACCCGAUGGCAUGCACCAGCGCUCCUACUCAGUCUCCAGCGCCGACCAGUGGAGUGACGCUACAGUCAUUGCAAACUCAGCCAUCAGCAGUGCCUUUUCCGGUUCGGCCGCAGACACGGGGCUGGGUGACUCGGUGUGUUCCAGCCCAAGUAUCUCCAGCAGCACCAGCCCCAAGCUCGACCCACCCCCCUCCCCCCACGCCAACAGAAAGAAGCACCGGAGGAAGAAAAGUACCAGCAACUUCAAGGCUGACGGGCUCUCGGGCACUGCUGAAGCCAAACGCAAAGCGUGGAAACUAAACCGUGUUGGUAGCCUGCGAAACAUAUACAGCAGCAGCAGCACCAACACCGAAGAGCAAGAAGAAAACUUGGAGUUUAUCAUUGUGUCCCUCACUGGCCAGACAUGGCACUUUGAAGCCACCACAUACGAGGAGCGAGACGCAUGGGUCCAAGCCAUCGAGAGCCAGAUCCUCGCCAGCCUACAGUCCUGUGAGAGCAGCAAGAAUAAGUCCCGACUAACGAGCCAGAGCGAAGCCAUGGCCCUGCAGUCCAUCCGUAACAUGAGAGGGAACUCGCACUGCGUGGACUGUGAUACCCAAAACCCUAACUGGGCCAGUUUGAACUUGGGAGCCCUCAUGUGUAUCGAGUGCUCGGGGAUCCACCGGAAUCUCGGCACCCACCUCUCUCGGGUCAGAUCACUAGAUCUGGAUGACUGGCCUAUGGAGCUGAUCAAGGUGAUGUCCUCCAUCGGGAAUGAGCUGGCCAACAGCGUGUGGGAAGAGGGCAGCCAGGGACGGACAAAGCCCUCAUUGGACUCCACCAGGGAAGAGAAGGAACGGUGGAUCCGGGCCAAGUAUGAGCAGAAACUCUUCCUGGCCCCACUGCCAUGCACGGAGUUCUCCCUGGGCCAGCAACUGCUACGUGCCACUGCCGAGGAAGAUCUGCGGACUGUCAUCCUACUUCUGGCACAUGGGUCCCGGGAUGAAGUGAAUGAGACCUGUGGGGAAGGAGACGGUCGCACGGCACUGCACCUGGCCUGCCGCAAGGGCAAUGUGGUCCUGGCUCAGCUGCUGAUCUGGUACGGGGUGGACGUCAUGGCCCGAGACGCCCACGGGAACACAGCACUGGCCUACGCCCGGCAGGCCUCCAGCCAGGAGUGUAUCGACGUGCUUCUACAGUACGGCUGCCCCGACGAGCGCUUUGUGCUCAUGGCUACCCCCAACCUGUCCAGGAAGAACAACAGCAGGAACAACAGUAGCGGGAGGGCGCCCAGUGUCAUCUGAGCUCAGCCAACACUGCACCCGGGAUCCCACGCCCGCCUGCUCCGGAAGUCACAACACCACGUGAGUCCCUCAGUUCCCUCCCUCUUCCUGGUGGACGCCUUCCACCCACCUGCCACUCACUCACCCCACACGAAAUCUCCAAGCCUGGACAUCCUCAAGGGGAGAAGAGGAGGCUGUAGGCCGUGGAACGGAACUCUUUUCCCACCCUCCGGAAGCAACGUAGGAGGGACCGACCACCUCCCGGCUUUGAGGAUAGCACACGACGACGGGGACCCCUGUUCCAGUGGCCUGGAGACGGAGCAGGGGGAAGGGUAGCAAGGAGAAGGGGCAGCGUCCCCUCACUGGCAGUUAAGCACAUCAGUACAUUUCACCUCGACCAAAAGGAGGCUUGGAUUUCACGUCUUCUCGGGGGAGCUUGACGGCAUAAAUCAGAAGCAAGCACAGUUUGUCAGGUCUGAAGCCCCUAUGAUGGUAGGUGUCAAAUCAGUUGUAGCUAAUCUGUCCAGGGAGAAUACCGGCUUCAUUACACUUGUAUAGUCGAGUUCCUCCAGCAUUACCGCUGUUUAAUAGAACGUGAUUAGUCAUCACCGGGAAGAAGGCAUAUUAGCGGAGGAGGUAGUUACACGGCACGCUCCGGUGAUUGCCACGAUAUGAUUGCAGUGCGCCUAGCAGCAUCAUAUUAUCCUAGACAUGUCUCUCCAGCCCUUGGAGCCCUCCUUUCUAAAUUCACUGUCAUAAUUUAGUAUCUGUUUAAUUUUUCAGUCCAAAGAGAGGAAAUCAGUUGCCGGGUAUUACUUGACUUCAGUCCCCUUUCUUGGUGCAAAAACAAAAUGGGAAAAAUAAAUAAGUAAGUAAAUAAAGAGUAACUUGAAAAUUCUAAAAGAAAUCAUGAAUUCAGCUGAAAAGAGCUUUCAAAUAUGUUCCAAAACUAAGUAAAUACAUAAAAGGCUAUUUUUUUUUCUUCUAAGAGAUUUUUCCUAUACUUUAGCCACAACGGAUGUGUCAGGCCUCAGCCACUCCCAGUCCACAAAGUCUGAAUUACCCAGGUUUCUGUCGUAGAUAAGAUGUGUGAAAAUCUAUUUGAAUAAAAGAAGUUCAUAAAUAUGCAUUGAUUUUUGCACAGACAAAUGGCACCCAUGUUAAUUUAUAAAUUGAGCUGGGUGGGAACUAAUAACGUGCAACUGGUUGAGAUCAGAGGGUUACAGAUCAUUGUCCAUGGGAAGUGCUCCCAGCAGCGAACACUUCCAUUAAUGUGAUAAACAGCUUUUUAAAAGGUGCGUAUCAGAAUAAGACGGUGGCACAAUUUGCUUAUUAAAGUCAGGAAAGGAAGAGGGAGGGGAAGGAGGGUGUGAGCCCUCAUACCAGAGGCUGGUUUUAGAGCCGAGACCAUCUUCCCAACCAAACCGAGGGGCUGUAGCAAGAAGGGGUGAUUUCUCGAAAUGCCAGACCCACAAAGGUGCCCCGUGAGCAGCUGCUAGCCGCUCUGCCCCGCCGGCUCCUGAGAGUCUGCAGGCCACUUACUGCCCGGCUUGGCUGGCUCUAACAUCCAAUUUGCCAUCAUGGAGCACAGGGCUCAUCAGAUACCAGGCACCUUCAGCAUGGUGGUCAGACAGGAACACCAAACCAUGGCACUAUUUAGUUCUUAAAAAAAUAAAUUGGAGCAGCCUUGCCAGAGAGCCCCCUGGGACAGUGUGGCAGGAAGAAGGCCAUCACACUGGAAGACAGGACGCUGGGCAGAGCCACCACCGGCAUCCUGUGGAGAAGCUCCUCAAGCUUAUAUAUUUGAACUUUAUAUUUUGUAAGAGUUUUUCCUCCUCUUUAACUUUUUUUAAAAAAAAAAAUUAAAGUAGAUGGGAACACAAGUAAAGCUUUACACAGCAUUUAUAUGUGGGUGAGUGUCUUGUGGAGAUCUUCAGUCUCAACACAGCCUGAACUGACCAGUAUCCAGAAAUGUCACAGAUGCGCAAGCCACGGGUCUGAGACCCCUGAGCUAAGUUCCAUAAGCCCUGCGUUUGGUUUCUCUUCCUGCUCUCCAUCACUGUGUUGUUACUUUAAAUGUGAAUAGAGAAAACAAGCUGUCAUUGCCUAUUUUUGAAGAAUGCGUUAGCAUCCGACCCCGCGAUCCGCAUACUCCACGUAGCCUUUACCAUAGACUUCUAUAGAGAACACAGAUAGAGUAUAAAUGAGAUUCUUAAAUUAUUUCACUGUAGCUAAUACCCACUGGGAAUGCUUCUGUCGCAGGGGAGCCUACUUCAGAAAGGAAACGGAGUCCUUUGUGAGGCCUCUCUUCGGGGUGUAUAUGAGUGUGUACAUAUUAUUGUGUGUUUAUAAUAUGAUAUUUUCCCGAAUGAUUCCUUGUUUCACAUCAUCCUCCGCUGCUUGAAUGCGCAGUUGCUCGCUCUGGUUCCCUCCCUCUCCCUUCCUCUCGAGGUCGCUCUGACACCAUCAGUUCCUCCUCAGAACACAUGGCCCCUCCCCUGCCAGUUUUUACCGUGCUCAACUGUCCAAGGAUAGCCCACUUUUCAUAAGCCUGAGUCUUGGUAGCAGAUCCAAGGGUGGUAGCGGGACCUCCAGGGUGCUCUGUGCAGGUAGAGGAGAGACUUGGCUCACCCGUGCUUGUAUUUCACACCAGGUCCUUCCCUCAACACGAACCUUCCAGUCUCCAUUUUCAUGCUGACCCCAAGGCUGGGAGAAAUGAACAGGGUUAUGGAUGGCAGUGCCAGCACCAGACACUUCCCCUAAUGCAGUGCACUUUUUUUAAAGAUCACGUCAGAAUACAGUAGUAGUCUCAAGGUGGACUUACUAUAAAAUAAAGAAAGGAAGUGGGAAAAGGCAGAGAAACAGAUUAAGGGGAAAACGUGUGAGUUCUCAUUCCAGACACACUGUUAGAGCUGAGACCACACUCUGGCCAGGCGCAAGGGACUCUAGGCAGCAAGCCUCCGUGUUCAGGGUAAAUCUCCUCUCUUUGAGAAGUUCCCAGCUGGGACCAGCAAAGGAGCCUGUAAGUUGGCAGUCACUUGUCCUGGGGAGGCAGUGAUAGAAGCAGGCACAUGCCAGGCACAUGCCAGGCUCACCUGGGGCUACUUCUGCUGAGCUUCUGAUACUCAGGCCAUGAAUAGUGUCAGGCAGGGAGGGGAGCCUCCUUAUUCUGAGAAAGCCCCUCUAAUGUUUUGUCUGGUUUUACAAAGAGCUAAGCCCUACUCUCCUACAAUCCCCCAGUGUCACUCAAGCCUAAAAUGAGCCUCCUGUCCUGCAACCUCGAACCUCUACUGUUGGCUCACCAUGCUUCCUUCUCCCUGCAGUUCUUACAGUGAGGCUGCUGGGGUGCAUGCACACACACUCGAUGAGCACACAUACACUCUCAGUGCCCUGUUCCCAUUAACUUUGAGCAUCAUAGCACCUCAGACCUUGAGCUUCACUGCCUCUGUCCCCUGAGAAGCUUACCUGGAGACUGAGAGCCCAGUGCACUCUGUAACACCCUCCUUCUCUGUCAAGACCCACAAGGAGUUUGUGUCUAAACUUGGUGAGCCAGAGACUUGCUGGCCCUGCGCCCGAUUUGCGCUCUUGAUUGCCAAGAAUUCUGCCUGCCCCUCCUCCCUGCAUUGACACUAUUUCAUGCCUGACAUGGUCAAUCUCUGUCCCUCCUGGAGAUGCCCCACAACAGCAUAGCUGGGAGGUGUGUCCUCAGGGCCUCCAAGUUCCUGAGAGGCUGACCUCUCUGAGAAGCAAGCCCUGUCUCGCCUUUUGGUGGGCUCUUCUCAGCUUAGAUGUCUCCAUCCUUCACACCCUACAAGGUCCCCAAGGCUUUGCUAGAAGUCCCUCCAGGAUCAUAUUUAUGACUUUGAAGCAAAGAAAUUAAAAAACGGGAAGGAAUUGGAAAAAAUGUGACACGGAUGAACAUCUCUCCUUUAAAAAAAAAGAAAAGCAGAAUUUAUCCCCCACUGCUUCUGUUGUGAAGGGCACAGCUGGAGGUGAUUUCUGCCUUGUCACUCACCAGAAAGCCACCAGGGCCAUUGGUGUCCAAUGUGCCACCUUCUCUUCCACUGUCUCUUGAAUUCUAAAUGGCCCAACUCCUGCCAGGCCCUGGCUAGCAGCACACCAAGAUUUGUGCCUGGUACAUAGCAGGACCAAGUCAUAUUGGGUCUAAGAGAACCCCAUGACCCAGAUAUUUGUAUCCGGCCUGUUUUGGGGCCCUUCUCUUUAAAGCAGCUGAGGUAGGGUGGGUUUUUAGCCAAAAUGUCACAUUCCUUCUUGAGAGGUGAAAAAGGGAAGGGGAGAGACCCAGCUACUCCGCUGAUGCCACUCAGCAGUAGACCAUAGACCUCAGGCUUUUCGUCCCAUCCCUGGGAGCGAAAAACAGGGACAGCUGAUUAGAGAUUCCAGUGCCUGGAGUCAGGGCUCAUCUCUCACUUCAUGGGGAAAGACACCAUCUGGGGCCUCAGUGUUUCAAGGCACAGAGUCUCCUCCUACUCAAAAGCCCUGGCCUGACAGGGUUCCUUCAAAUGCUGAGGCCCUGUUUCUGUGCCUGCUGUUCUUUCAACCUUGGUUUGGACCCUGGGUCAGAGUUGAAGAGAGAGAGGUUUCAUCAUGGAUAAUUCUAGACAGCCAACAAGGUUCUGUGUCCUUACGUUGUAGCAGAUCCACAUCAGGCCUGCUUAAGUGCCAUAAGCCUGGUGGCUCCCUGCCCAGGGCGGUGCAUACUGAGGGUCCAUGGAGAAGCUGGCCUCCCGACCCUUAUCUCAAGAGGCCAAUUUCCUAUAGAAGAACAGUAUUUAGUUUGGGGUUGCUUCUGACUGAUCAGAAUAUUCUUAACUGAGGCUAUCCUCUUCCAUAGUGAGCCUCAGAUGGGUGUGGAGACCCAGCAGUGGCAGCCACUCUAUGGUGCAAAGCAGGUAGCCUCAGGGAGUGAGAGAGAGAGAGAGAGAGGUCAGCUCAGGGCUUGUCUUUAUUUUGCUGGGCACGAGGCAUCUGCUGGGGAACCCCCCCCCAGGGGUUGUGAAUCAAGCCAUAUGAUGGACUCUCCCGCCAGAGGGAGGACUGACCUGGAAUUCUGUGUGCAGGGAAUGACAUGGCCUUUGUCAUGUUGCAGGUGAAAUGAAGGAACCAAGAAGUGUGAGUGAGUGGGGGGGAUGGGAUUAGGCCCUGAGUAGAGCCCCUUAACACAAUGUUGCUGGGAACAACCGCUGUAGGAUCACAUUGUGCCCCAAUGUCUGGGUUCAGGACUACGUCCACACUAGCCCACGUCAGUGUGGAUAUUAGAGAUGGCUCUCAGAUGCUUGCAGAAAGAAAAGAUUAGCCUCCUGGGUGGCUCAUGUGGACUCACCGAGGGCAUGCACCAAAACAGAAUUUUUAAAACAGCCCUCUGUCCACAGCGGAUGCGCUCAGAAGAUUCUCGACCCACCUGGCUCAUCAGGAUGGGCAGGAAAGGGACCAAGCGUGCUUUGAGUUGGGGCCAGCCUACAUGUGGCUUCUAGUUCUUGUUUUUCACGCACCUUGCUCACCUACCAACCAAGUCGUGCAGUUUCCUUACCAGGGUGGCACUGAGGGGACCCAGGGCAGUCGAGUGGAGACCUGGCUGUUGUGUGACAGACAGGCAAAAGAUACCUUCAAAACAUCCUUGUGAUCAGAGGGGAAAGGCGCCUGCAUGUUUCUGCUGAAAAUGGUCCCUUUCCUUCCCUACAUUGUGGGGUUUGGGGGAAGGGGUAGUUUUCUUCUAAAAUGUACCAACUUCUUCUAAGAUGAGAACUGGUCCUCCCCUAAGCCCUGAGAACUGAAGAGGUGUUGAACCCCAGGAAGGCACAGAAAGUGGCUGACCCUUUACAACAGCCUGGGGAUGGACCUGCAGAAGGCAGGGCCCGGGCAUCUUCUUUGCCCUCUUCCCUUCCUUCCCCUAGUUCCACCUUGAGUUGUCUUCUUGCCACAGGAACUUCUUUGCAAAGAGAAACCCCAGACAAGGCAGGGCACCGCUGGCACAUCUCUGGGUAGGGGCGAGAAAGGCCACCUCACCUGCCUGGCCAUACCUAGAAGGCGGAAGCGCAGUGAGGGCUUCUCCGGGGGUGGGUGGCCGAUCAGGGGCAUUUUGAUAUUACCUCAUUCCAUAACUUUACAUUUCCCAGUGACUGAUGCUUUAUUUAUGCUGUUUGUCCUGUAAUUAAACCAUCCACAGACAUUUCGCUUUGCUUGUUCGUUUCAUGCGACCUUGUUCGGUUUUAAAUAUGCUGGUUUGUAUUUUCCUGCCUUGGGAUUUUGUGUCAGCUGUACAGUAUUCUAAGGGGAAAAAGAAAAGGAAAAGCGUGUAAAGUAAUGGAGAGAGGUGGCUAUAGUGUAGAGACCUCUUUCUAAUAAAGAAAAGAAAAUAUGUA